This is a messenger RNA of Entrophospora candida, 1417 nucleotides long. Lineage: Eukaryota; Fungi; Glomeromycota; Glomeromycetes; Entrophosporales; Entrophosporaceae. The record is from the annotation of a GenBank genome assembly.
AUGUCAAUGUACAAUAACGAUUCUCAACCACCUAGAAAAGGUCCUGGAAGACCUCGAAAGAUUUUUCAACCACCUCCAUCAUCAAAAUCUUCUAUUAAUAUUGAAGAUUCUUCACAGCCACGUAAAAGAUUAAGAAUAUCUUUUAAAAAUGAUAAAAUAAAUGAACCUUUAGAAGAAUUUCGUAAAGAACUAAUUUAUGAAAGAGUCGAUGAACUUUCAAAGUUAGUUGACAAACAUGAUCUUCUACUCAGAGAAUUAUAUUUUCAUGAAACAAAUAAAUCACUUGAAGAUUUUGAUCCUGAAAAAGUUAAACAUGAUAAUAGUAUACCUAUAGAAAAGUACUUAACAGAUCCUGAACUAUGGACUAAUGCAAAUGAUUUAAUCACUGACAUUAUUCAUGAAAAUUUUCCUGAAUUGUCUACUGAAAAAAAAAAUUCUCAUCAUCAAAGUACUUCACAUAAAUCUAAUAGCUCAAAACAUAAUGCAACAUUAUCAUCCAACCAUAAUCAUAGAGUAUCCAGAUCUAGUUCUAGCAGAAAUUAUGAUUCAAAUUCUUUUCCUCGCUUUGAUGAAUUUUUGAAUUCUUUUGUCACCUUAGAUGAUGAUAAAGAUGUGACCAUAUCAGAGGCUGAUUUAAGAGCCCAAAAAGAUGCUGACACUCUGUGGCUUAUAUUUCAAUUAGAAAGAGAGGGAAGAUCACUAAAGAUUCCUCCACCUCAUCCAGAAAUUCCACAUGUAACAUCAAAUUGGGAUAUGGUUUUAAGUAGUAUUGAAAAACGAUCAAAAAUGAUAAAGAAAUAUUCUAAUGAAAGGAAUCGUAUUACAAGAACAAUUAGUAAAGCAAUUAUUGAUUAUUUUAAUUAUUUGGCCAAUAAAGAUUUAAAAGAAAAUUUGAAGGAGGAAAAAAGAUUAAAGAAACUUGCUAAAACUGUAGCUAAUAUGGUUAAGAAAAAGUGGAUGCAAUGUGAAAAGGUUGUUAAAAAAAAACAAGAAGAAUUAUUACAAGAAGAGCAAGAUCGUGAAAGUAGGCGUCGUCUUAAUCGAUUGAUUGAACAUUCAGCUCAAAUACUUGAAGCACAACAAAAAGAAUUGUUAGGAGAAACUGUUAAACCUGAAAUACACACUUUAAAGGAUACCAUUGAUAAUGACAAUAUUGAGCAUCAAGAUCCAUUGUUAGAAAAUGAUCAUUAUAUGGAGAUAGAAAAAAUAGAGUCAAAUCACUGCAUAGAAAGUCAUGAUCAUGAAUCAGAUGAUUUAAAUGAUUCACCUACUGCUACUACUUCAAGCACAGUGAAUUUCAUUACUCCAAUACCAAAUCUUCUUAGAGGAGAACUUCGUGAUUAUCAACGUCAUGGUCUUGAUUGGCUUGUAAGCUUGUAUAAUAAUAAAUUGAAUGGUAUUCUUGCUGAUGAAAUGG